ACCACCUCAACUUCUGCACCGGAUUCUCCCUGCAGCUUGCUUGCCAUAUCCCCUGGAGACAUUCUCGACAGCAGCUCAACAUGUCCGGCCCCUCGUUAGCACCAUACGUUCUGAAGCGGCCAUGGCUCAAGCGGUGGAUGAUGCCCUUGGCCAACUGGUACGUCAACACUGCCGGCUACAGAUCACUAGGUCUACGCCAUGACGACUUGAUCCCCGAAGAAAACGACACCGUCCAGCUGGCCCUCAAGCGACUGCCCCCGAAAGAAGCCUACGACCGAGUUUUCCGCCUCAGAAGAGCUUUCCAGUGCUCUCUGUCGCAUCAUCUGCUCCCUCCUGCGGAACACACCAAACCUGAAGACGAUGUUCCAUACCUGAGUCCCAUCAUCGAGGAAAUUGAACGGGAGGAGAAGGAGCGUGCUGAUCUGGAGUCCAUGAUUGUUGAACCGAGAAAGUGAAGUGGCAAGUCGAGGCACCAAGACGGGGGUUGGGCUGGAGUCCAAAACGGAUGCGAAUGCUGAAUUAUUGUACAUACCAUACAACGAGACGGAGCUCGAAAGAAAACUCUACAUGCAACCUAACAUUGCUUAAGACUCUAUGCCUCUACGCGAGUGUACUCUGCUCCAUAACGUCGACAUCCACAUCUUCCACGCGCCACAUGUACCACAUAAACAGACUCCGG
This is a messenger RNA of Cladophialophora immunda, 679 nucleotides long. RefSeq lists its product as uncharacterized. The record is from RefSeq and is a predicted model, not a curated record. Gene Ontology annotation, biological process: mitochondrial electron transport, ubiquinol to cytochrome c. The coding region runs from base 81 to 455 and encodes 124 amino acids. NCBI's taxonomy places the organism in Eukaryota, Fungi, Ascomycota, Eurotiomycetes, Chaetothyriales, Herpotrichiellaceae. The transcript is spliced from 4 exons.